AUGGCCCGGCCGCCUGGGUCCCUCCCGGCCGCUGGGUCCGCCCGGCCGCGGCACCCCGGCGUGGGGCCCCCCCGCUCCCACUCGAGGCGCUGCCGCCGCUCCCUGUUUGCUGAGCACACACGGGCGGCAGGUGGGGGCGGGCCCCGCGGGGGGAGGGUCCGCCAGCCCCGGCGCCCGGGUCCUCGGCGGCGGCCAGAUGCCCCCUGCGUGGCGCGGCGUGUGGCGUGGGGGGGGGGGCCGUGGUCCCGGCCUUCCUCCCCCCCCCUCCUCCUCCUCGCCCCGCUCCUGGUGGUCUCGGGGGGCUCCUACCGGCCCGUCGUCAUCGUCCACGGCCUCUUCGACAGCCCCAGCGACUUCCGACACCUCCGCGCCUUCAUCAACGAGAGCCACCCAGGGACGGAGGUGACGGUCCUGGACCUCUUCGACCGGGGGGCGUCGCUGCGGCCGCUGUGGGUGCAGGUCGAGGGGUUCCGGCACGCCCUCGCCCCCAUCAUGGCCAACGCCGCCGACGGCAUCCACCUGCUGGGAUACAGCCAGGGGGGUCUCAUCUGCCGGGCGCUGCUGGCCACGAUGCCCGACCACAACGUCCACAGCUUCAUCUCGCUGGCGGCCCCCCAGAUGGGGCAGUACGGGGACACCGACUACCUGAAGUGGCUCUUCCCCCGGCACAUGAAGUCCAACCUCUACCGGCUCUGCUACACCCCCCUGGGCCAGGGGGUCUCCAUCUGCAACUACUGGAACGACCCCCACCACCGCGAGCUCUACCUGAACAGCAGCGACUUCCUCGCCCUCCUCAACGACGAGCGGCUGCACCCCAACGCCUCUGACUGGAAGCGGAACCUGCUGCGGAUCCAGAGCCUGGUGCUGAUCGGGGGCCCCGACGACGGCGUCAUCACGCCCUGGCAGUCCAGCCUUUUCGGUUUCUACGACGCCAACGAGACGGUGCAGGAGAUGCACGCCCAGGCGGUUUACCUGCAGGACGCGUUUGGGCUGAAGACGCUGGAGGCGCGGGGGGCGCUGGGGGGCUGCGUGGUGCCGGGCGUGGGGCACACGGCCUGGCACUCCCACCGGCCCGUCUACGAGCGCUGCAUCCGCCCCUGGCUCACGUAGCCGGGGGGCCGGGGGGCCGGAUGGGUGGCUGUGGGGCUGGGUAGGGGGCUAUGGGGC
This is a messenger RNA of Phalacrocorax carbo (great cormorant), 1167 nucleotides long. The record is from RefSeq and is a predicted model, not a curated record. NCBI's taxonomy places the organism in Eukaryota, Metazoa, Chordata, Aves, Suliformes, Phalacrocoracidae.